Molecule: messenger RNA, 1394 nt
Organism: Brassica rapa (field mustard)
Lineage: Eukaryota; Viridiplantae; Streptophyta; Magnoliopsida; Brassicales; Brassicaceae
Product: PAMP-induced secreted peptide 2-like
Biological process (GO): innate immune response; regulation of developmental process
Source: RefSeq, a predicted model, not a curated record
UCACAGCAAAUUUAAUAAUCUGAUAACGAGAGAGCGAACAAAACGAGUUAACUUAAACUAUAAUGAUGAGCAAAGGUGUUGUAGGUACGAUUCUGCUCUUCAUGUUGAUCGGUGCGGUUCUUGUUGAGACUCGUCCCAUUAGUGGUCUAACAAAGACUGAAGAGAAGAAACUCGUGGCUGGUUUUAUCGAUGGCUUAUCACUUGGUUCGAUCAAAGACUCAGGUCCCAGUCCAGGGAAGGGUCAUAAUUUCGUGGACGGAAGUGAUACAUCCCGAUUUGAAAAGCACUCGGCCGGUCCAAGCCCAAGAGGACUGGGUCACUAAUUUUCAAAUCUUAGUUCAACACCCCGGCCGGUUUAAAUUCCCAUCUCCAUCUAGGUCCAAAAUAUUGUUUCAUUUUUGUUAGAGAGUCAAUAACAAGAGUUGAGUGUCUCAUCUAUUUUUUUUUUUGCUAUCAGUGAUUAUCGUUUUGUUAGUUAUUUAAUUCUAUAGUUGAUGAUGUAAAAUGUGACUGAUAAUUUCGAUUCUGGUCAAUAUGAUUUAAAUGUAAUAAUAAACAUGAUUAUUCUAAGAGCAUCUCCAAAGAGGAACUCUAUUUUGAAGUUUCCAAAACUCUAUAUUUGAAGUUUUAAUGUGUUAUCCUCCAAAAUUAAAAUUUCAAACCUAACUUCAAAAUUAUUUAUAUUUUACACUAUAGUCCUUAUAUUUGUCAUAGUUGAUGUAAAUUCAUAAAACUUCUAUAAAUAACGAGUACAUAUAUAUAAAUAUUAAUGAAAAAAAUCUUACACUAAAAUAUAAAAUUAUAAAUAAAAGUACAUAAUUAAAUAUUAAACUGCAAGCAAAUACUACAUUAUUCCAUAAAAUUAUUUUCGUAAUGCUCCCAUAUAUGAUCAACUAGUGCAUUUCGAAGUAAGUAAUGAUUUUCUUUAUCUUUUAUUUGUAGAUUACGAGCCAACAAUUGUUGAAUAAGAUAUCCUCAUACGCUGAUAGUUUGAUAUCAUCAAACGAAAAAAUCCUUGAUCUUUUAUACGAAAGUACAACAAGCAGGGAAAAAGGUCGUGAGAUUAUUGAAUUACGACUGCAAAAUAAAGCAAAAAAAUUAGCUUUUAAAGAAGUAAAAGAGGAAAAUAAAAUAUUGCUAAAAAACUUAGCUUCUAUCGAUGAUACUAAUAUUCGUGAAUACAUUCGAUCUGAACAAGAAAGAAUCGUACGAAAAAAGCGUCAAGAGCAACAACAACAACAAUCAUCUUCGGUUACACAAAAUUUGUUUGGUCAAUAUUUUGGUAUACCCGCUGAUAGUUUGAUAUCAUCAAACGAAAAAAUCCUUGAUCUUUUAUACGAAAGUACAACAAACAGGGAAAAAGGUCAUGAGAUUAUUGAAUUACGACUGCAAAA